Cooperia oncophora is the source of this 375-nucleotide messenger RNA. Lineage: Eukaryota; Metazoa; Nematoda; Chromadorea; Rhabditida; Trichostrongylidae. The record is from the annotation of a GenBank genome assembly.
AUGGUGUCGCAGCUGGUAGCAGAACUUGACAGUUUACGUGACUCUCCCGAAAUCAGGGUUUUCGUCAUGGCCGCAACGAAUCGUGUUGAUCUCAUAGAUCCUGCACUGACAACACCUGGACGGUUCGACAAGGUAAUCCACGUGGCUCCAGGGUCAGACGUAGAAUCGAAGCUGAAAAUUCUCAAAGCAGUCAGCAGGAAACUGAAAUUCGACGAUGACGUCGAUCUUCGGAAACUGGCAGAACAAUGCGAGGGUAAGUGGUCCGGAGCCGAGCUGAAUUCGCUCCUCACAGAAGCCGCCAUGGAAGGAAUCCGAGAACAGGUACACUUCUCACCUCACUGUUUUUGUUGUAUUUUAUUGAAAAAAGUUAUUUGA